AAAUAGGCAGCAACCCAGACUCUGGCCCGCCACCUAGUGGCCAGGAAAAAUACUGGCCCACGGCCCAAGUUACUUACCGACCCCUGCCAUAGAGCAAGCUAAAGUGACGCAAAACGCCGCGCCCACUCAGACAUGCAGAAACUGUCACACUUUUUGUUAGUAACCCAGGUACUUCUUUUACACACUUUUAUGUCACCAAGUAACCCAAGUACUUAUUUUACGUCCCCAAGUUACUGUCCCACAUAUCAGACAACUAGCAAGUUUUAAUCAAGAUGGUGUUUUAUAUAACGAGAAAUGCUGUAGUAUUAUUUAUAAAUCUAAGUUAGUUGAAGACACACUGUACGCUACUUUUCUCUAUUAUAGGCAACUAGCAAUAAUUAUUUCCAGUAGGCUAUGUGUAGCGUAUUGCAGAUGCAUAGCCUAAAGUUCGGGUAACUAAUUAAAUAUUAACGACAGCUUUCGCUCACAGUUCGUUCACCAUUAACUUAUGUACCAAUACAAAUUUGCGGAGGGGAAUAAGGCGAGUCCUUGGACUGUAGCUCUGCAACCCUAGAGCCGUCCUCGGACAGAGUUGGACGGGUGGACCUUGCUGUUGUGGCACGAUUGUUUCGGCUACCCUCCAUGUUGUUGUUCUUUAGGCUAUUUGUUUUGAAAUGAAGAUUCUUGAUCAGGACGAGCUGAGGACCGCAGAGCAGGUCCUGCGGUGUUAUUUGCCUAAAAGUUCCAAGGUGUAUGGAUUUCUCUUUGGUAUGAACCGAAAUAAGCCAUGCACACUGGAGGUCGCUGUAGACUCCUGGCCUGACUUCAAAAGCAUUAUAUUCCGACCUGACCAAAAGAAUGAGCAUGUGUCUGACUACAUGAAGAAGGUGACUUUAUUCUGUACAGACGUGCAAGUCUUGAAAAGAAUGAUAUUGGAAGAGAAUGCAAUUGACUGGACUACAUACUUUUUGAUUGGAGGGUUCAAUAUUUCCCUUGCACCCAUGCUAAAGGAAGUUGCGGCCUCUAGAGGAGUGAAUGUAAGAGGCUUCACUUUGGUUCAUCUCAUGAGCUUAUCUGACCCAUGUGACUUACCUGAGCUACCUGACAACAGCAGCAUUGUCACCAGGAUAUGUUCUCUAAAUGAAUCACACAUCGAUAUAGUAAACAAGACGUGGAAAUUUGGAGGAAACGAAAAGGGAUACAACAACAUUAAAAACCUGAUCAGCCACUUCCCAAGCUGUUGCAUCGCGGAUGAAACCGGCCAGCCUGUGUCAUGGGUGCUUGUGUACGACUACUGUGCACUUGGCCUGCUGUACACACUGCCAGAGCACCGAGGGAAAGGCUACGCAAAGACCCUGAUCACCGUUAUGUCAAAGAAACUUCAUGCUCAGGGAUAUCCUGUUUACUGCUUCAUAGAGGAAGAGAAUGACAUCUCCUUCAGGCUCUUUAAGAGCCUGGGAUUCACAGAGGACCCGUCCUACAGGGCAGCCUGGUUUGAGUUUAAUUAUUAGGCACUAUUAUUGGUUUUCCGCAUGAGUCAACAGAUAAAUGUCACACAGCACCACAAAGUCUGGCCCGAAAAAGAAAAUAAAAGGAAUAGAAAAUGAA
This is a messenger RNA of Clupea harengus (Atlantic herring), 1587 nucleotides long. Its product is annotated as glycine N-acyltransferase-like protein 3. The record is from RefSeq and is a predicted model, not a curated record. NCBI's taxonomy places the organism in Eukaryota, Metazoa, Chordata, Actinopteri, Clupeiformes, Clupeidae. Gene Ontology annotation, cellular component: mitochondrion. Gene Ontology annotation, molecular function: glycine N-acyltransferase activity.